AUGACAACUAAAUCUUGUUUCCUUAUCGAUACUCUUCUCACUGGUCCAUCAGUUAGCGCUACUCAAGAGACAUGUCUUGAUUUGGCUAAGAGAAACGAAUCUUUCUCUGAAGAGGAUGAGCCUUGCUCAUCAUCAACCACUGAAGGCAGUCCCCUCGUUGAUCCAACCGCUGAAUCGGAGGAUUUGGAAAAGAAUGAACGAGAAAGUGAGCAUGAGGAAAGCUCUCGUUUGGAUAAAAUCGUUGCAUCAAUGAUCGAGAAACAGAAAACGAAUGAUUUGUUGAUGCAAGCGAUUCCUUCAAUUCAACCACCACAACUCUUGACUGCAUUUCCACUAUUGCAGCGAACCAUGGCUACAGUUGGAUCACCAAUUGGAGCUUAUUUGGCAAGAGUUCAAUUAAUGCAACAAGCCGCUAUUCAAUUGAAUUCUUUCACUGCAGCCGUUCAAUCAAGAAUUUCACAACAACACGUCGUUCCAACACUUUCAAGGUUCAAUUUGAUAAAAGAUUCACCUCGAAAUCAACUCUUGACAAGAGGACAUGCAACAGAGUCAACAAGUCGAGGAAAUGUGAAAAAAUAUCGGUGUGAUGUUUGUGAGAAGACGUUCAGUCGAAGUAAUACGCUAAUUACUCACAAGAGAAUCCAUACCGGCGAGAAGCCGUUUAAAUGUGAGCACUGUGGGCGCGCGUUUCGUCAACCGGGAAAUCUCACUCGACAUCGCCUCACUCACACAACGGCAAAACCCUAUGUGUGUAUCGAAUGUGACAAAGCGUUUAAUCGAGCCAGCAAUCUUCAUACGCAUAUGAGGACUCAUGUCAGGGAUCUA
Messenger RNA from Mesorhabditis belari, 825 nucleotides. Lineage: Eukaryota; Metazoa; Nematoda; Chromadorea; Rhabditida; Rhabditidae. The record is from the annotation of a GenBank genome assembly.